Arthroderma uncinatum is the source of this 663-nucleotide messenger RNA. RefSeq names its product ribosome biogenesis protein Nhp2. Lineage: Eukaryota; Fungi; Ascomycota; Eurotiomycetes; Onygenales; Arthrodermataceae. The record is from RefSeq and is a predicted model, not a curated record. The coding region runs from base 1 to 663 and encodes 220 amino acids. Gene Ontology annotation, biological process: ribosome biogenesis; rRNA pseudouridine synthesis; snRNA pseudouridine synthesis. Gene Ontology annotation, cellular component: nucleolus; box H/ACA snoRNP complex. The transcript has 2 exons. Gene Ontology annotation, molecular function: box H/ACA snoRNA binding.
AUGGCCAAGGACAGAGGUGACAAGGAGAAGAAGGAGAAGAAGGAGAAGAAGCGAUCGGAAACUGAUGGCGUGCACAAAAAGUCCAAGAAGGAAAAGAAGAACGCAGAGCUGCUCGAGAAGGCCGUGGAACAGGAAUUGAGCUCAAAGACGCCAGAGACGGAGGUUGCUGUCCAGGAUGUCGCCAUGACCAACGGUGACGAGCGCCCUCUUGGAGCUUUGGUCCCAUUCGCAAAUCCAUUGGCCGAGGACAAGGUUGCGAAGAAGGUGUUGAAGAGCGUUAAGAAGGCUGCUGGAAACAAGUCUCUGAAGAGAGGAGUAAAGGAAGUUGUCAAGGCCGUUCGAAAGUCCCCAACCCCAUCUGCGAAUGCUGCCAUCACCACACCCACUGCUAUUGUUGUGCUGGCUGCCGAUAUAUCGCCAAUGGACGUGAUAUCCCACAUUCCAGUUCUCUGCGAGGACCACGGAAUCCCUUACAUUUAUGUUUCAUCCAGAGCCGAGCUUGGAAACGCCGGUGCAACGAAACGACCAACAAGCGUGGUUAUGGUCCUUCCCAAGGGAGGAAAGAAUAAGAAGAAAGAUGACAAGGAAUCUGAAGAUUUCUCGGCCGUAUACGAUGAGCUAGUCAAAGUUGUCCAAAAGGAAACGAAGAAGGUCAAAAUAUAA